Molecule: messenger RNA, 738 nt
Organism: Tauraco erythrolophus (red-crested turaco)
Lineage: Eukaryota; Metazoa; Chordata; Aves; Musophagiformes; Musophagidae
Source: RefSeq, a predicted model, not a curated record
UUGAUCAGCUUGUCCUUCGGCGGAGCAGUCGGGCUGAUGUUCCUGAUGCUGGGAUGCGCCCUUCCCCAGUACAACCAGUACUGGCCGCUGUUUGUUCUGUUUUUUUACAUCCUUUCUCCCAUCCCGUACUGCAUAGCAAGAAGAUUAGUAGAUGACACAGAUGCUACAAGUAACGCCUGCAAGGAGCUGGCAAUAUUUCUUACAACGGGCAUUGUCGUCUCAGCAUUUGGGCUACCGAUAGUGUUCGCGAGAGCAGAACUGAUAUACUGGGGCGCGUGCGCACUCGUUCUUACGGGGAAUACAGUCAUCUUUGCCACCAUCCUAGGAUUUUUCUUGGUCUUUGGCAGCAAUGACGACUUCAGCUGGCAGCAGUGGUGAAAGGAAGAUGGAGAACUAUCACAGGCAUCUUGUCAUGCAGUGGCCAUCCAUACAAAUGAGAGAAUGGGCAAUAAAGAGAAGUAGCGUAGCAAGCCUCUUGAGUAUCCUAGAUACUCCUUUUCACCUUGUUCGUUCUGAGUGUACUACUGUUGCUGACAGGGAUUCUACAUUUUUUUAUGAAGUGGAGAGAUGAUUGAUUUCACUUUUACCUAUGGUAUGUUUUUAGGUGCUCUCCUGGUUUAAAAUUGUCAUCCUUCUGUUUGGUGUUUAUGUGAAGCUUUAAAUCUGGAACAAGAACAUUUAAACGUGGCUUCAAAGAAGAUUUAAAGAUGUUUUUUUUUUUUAAGUUAAGCAUUAAUA